Molecule: messenger RNA, 1763 nt
Organism: Radiomyces spectabilis
Lineage: Eukaryota; Fungi; Mucoromycota; Mucoromycetes; Mucorales; Radiomycetaceae
Product: major facilitator superfamily domain-containing protein
Exons: 13
Coding region: 248-1741 (497 amino acids)
Biological process (GO): transmembrane transport
Cellular component (GO): membrane
Molecular function (GO): transmembrane transporter activity
Source: RefSeq, a predicted model, not a curated record
UUUUUUUUUUUUUUUUUUUUUAUCGUCUUGUGAGAGUGAAGCAGAUUUCCUACAGGGAUCGAAAAUAAUGCAGGCAGUUUUUUUUUUUAACUGUGCAUAUGACACGGACACUCUUUAUUUUACCUCUUUUCUCUGAUUGAUAUUCCAUUUUUUGCUCUCCCCUUCUUUCCCGUUCUUAAACCCCCCAAAAAAAGAAGCAUACAUCCAGCAAAUAUUUAAUUAUUUUUUUUCUUAAACCGAUAUAAAAAUGGCCAAUGAUUUCCAAUAUCAACCAAUACCCAUGGUUGAAGAAGAAGGAGAUCAUCUUGCACGGCGUGAAGCCGAAAAGAAGCUGGUGCGCAAAUAUGAUUUCUUCUUGCUACCUUUUCUCAGCUUGAUGUACCUCUUCUCGUCUCUCGAUCGUUCGAGUCUAGGCAACGCUGUUCUCGAUAACUUUGAAGCCGAUGUUGGUUUAACCCACGAUCAGUUCAAUUGGUGCGUCACGAUCUUCUAUGUAGGAUUUCUAAUAUUUCAAAUUCCAAGCAAUAUGCUCCUCAAACGGUUUACUGCUCGACGAUGGCUGCCUUUGUUGAUGCUUGCUUGGGGCACCGUGGCGUGUUUGCAUGCUUCUGUAAAGAAUUACGCACAGCUGAUGGCAUUCCGUUUUCUUUUGGGAUUCUUCGAAGCCGGCUUUUUUCCAGGGGUCAUCUUUUUUCUCACCUCGUUCUACAAGAAGAAUGAAAUGGCUACACGCAUUGCCAUCUUUUGGGGAUCCACUGUAGCAGCUCAUGCGUAUGCGGGCGUCCUGGCCUACGGAAUCCUUCAAUUUCGAGGGGCAGGUGGUCUAACCGGGUGGCAGUGGCUUUUCCUCAUCGAAGGCAUCCCCACGGUCCUGCUUGCCUUUGUGGCAAUGCUGUAUUUGCCAGAAUCGCCCUCAACAUGGAGUUUUCUCACCGAGGAAGAGAAGUCGCUUGCUGUUACCCGGCUGGUCGAUGGGCCUUGGCAUACAACCUUGGGCGACCUUUCUGCAUCUAAUAAACAACAGAUCCUUGAAGCAAUGACCGACUGGAAAGUGUGGAUGUGGAUGCUCAUGUUCUUCUGUGGCAGUGUGCCAAAUACAAGCAUUUCAAACUUCCUUCCUUCCAUUGUCAAAGGCAUGGGUUAUGAUGAUAAAUUAUCAGCCAAUCUCAUGUCCGCUCCACCAUACCUCUGUGCCGUGGUAGUGAUGAUUGGUCUCGCCUAUUCUUCGGACCGUCGCAAUGAUCGCGCCUACCAUGCUAUUCUCGGUGCUCUGAUCUGUCUUCUUGGCUAUAUUUUGUUGGUUGUUCUUACAGGGCGUUCGGCCCUUUAUGCGGGUGUCUGUAUCGCUGUGGCCGGCAUUUUCGUCAUCAAUCCUAUUGUCAACGCGUGGUUGACCAGUAACAUUGCCCCGGAUAUGAAGAAAAGUGUAGCCACAGCCAUGGGCGUUUCGGCGAACAAUUCUGCAGGUUUGCUGGGAUCCAAUAUAUAUCGCGCAUCAGAUGCACCUCGUUACAUUCGCGGCCAUACCAUCAACCUUAUCUUUAUUUCCUUAUUUAUUUUACUUGCCUUAAUCCACCGCCAGCUCCUGAAACGCACCAAUCGAAUCAAGGCCAACUUGGCCCAAGCCAAAGAUGUAGCAGAAGAUGCAAGUGUCCGCGACGAAGACACCAGUGAGACUGUGCAUGAACAACCUGAUAUGCCUUCGGGUGAUCACGACGUACGCUUCCGUUACCACCUAUAACCUCUUAUUCUUACUCAAAAUA